This is a messenger RNA of Cynoglossus semilaevis (tongue sole), 5721 nucleotides long. It is a transcript of the gene pik3cb, whose product is annotated as phosphatidylinositol-4,5-bisphosphate 3-kinase, catalytic subunit beta. NCBI's taxonomy places the organism in Eukaryota, Metazoa, Chordata, Actinopteri, Pleuronectiformes, Cynoglossidae. Bases 292 to 3531 code for a protein of 1079 amino acids. Gene Ontology annotation, biological process: phosphatidylinositol 3-kinase/protein kinase B signal transduction; phosphatidylinositol-mediated signaling; cell migration. The record is from RefSeq and is a predicted model, not a curated record. Gene Ontology annotation, molecular function: 1-phosphatidylinositol-3-kinase activity; 1-phosphatidylinositol-4-phosphate 3-kinase activity. The transcript is spliced from 24 exons. Gene Ontology annotation, cellular component: cytoplasm; phosphatidylinositol 3-kinase complex; plasma membrane.
AAAUCCGGCUGCGCUGAUUCACCUUAGGUAACAAACAGGAAGAAGGCUGUUACUUCGAUUCAUUUGACGCUCGUCUAUAUCUGGCGAAGUCGCACUGCACUUGUUUAAUGUUGAAAGAACAAAUUGCUUUAACCAACUACUUUUCUCGGAGACUUCACGACUCGGACUAUCAGAAGAUGCAGUGUCUCAGAAGUUGUCCACACCCGCCUUCUAAGGAGCAGCCGCACAGGAAAUAAGCCAUCUGCAAAGGGCAGGUCCUUAUGAUUAAGGUUGUGUGUGGUGUCCCAUGCCAUGCCUCCUGCCAUGACAGACCUCCUGGACAUAUGGGUGGCCCACUCACCAAUGCUGGGACACACCCCAGACCAGAUUACAGUAGACUUUCUGCUGCCUACAGGUAUUUACAUUCAGAUGGAUGUUCCACGAGAGGCCACGAUUCAGCACAUCAAACUGCUCCUAUGGAAGCAGGCACAGACACUGCCACUCUUCACCGCACUGGGGGAGAUGGAGAGUCACAUGUUUGAGUGUGUCAACCAGGCUGCUGUACAUGAAGAGCUGGAGGAUGAAACCCGCCGACUCUGUGAUGUUCGCCCUUUCCUGCCAGUCCUCAAGCUAAUAACGCGCAACUGUGGCCGAGCAGAGCGUUUGCUGGACUCCAAAAUUGGUGUUCUCAUUGGAAAGGGCCUUCAUGAACUGGAUGCCAUCAAUGACCAGGAGGUGAAGGACUUUCGUAAUAAAAUAGUUCGUCUCAGUGAAGAAAGGAUGCAAAGAGUCUGUUUGAUGACAUGUACUGAGUGGCUGCAGGCCUGCUUCUCACCACAGUUGGACCCUGGUUCUACAACGGCCGUAACUGAUGAAGUCAGUGAGCAGUCUGACCUGAAAGUCAUCAUCCACUUUGAACAGUCUCAGGACUCAACCAUUCUGAAGGUGCCAUCAUCAUGCACUACCACAGAGCUAAUGGACUUGGCCAUCAAAAAGUGGCUGACCACCCACAGCCCAGAGGAGGAGGCUUCCAGGAGUGAAUAUGUGCUGAGACUUAGUCAGUGUCUGGAGUUCCUCUGUGGAAACCACCCACUGAGUCAAUACAAGUAUAUUCGCACAUGCAUGCAGGCCAAGGAGUCUCCCAGCCUCACCAUGGUCCACAUGAGCACCAUCAAAGCUAUGUUUGAUAAGGAAAUUAAAACCAUUGGAGCAGUUGUUAACCACAAGUCUUUAAACCCACUACCUUUACCAUUACCACCUAAAAGAAGAGCUCCCACGCAGGUGCAGAUGUGUGUGUGGGAUUUGACCAGUACCUUUAGGAUAGUCCUUGUGAGUGCCAAUAAGGUGAAUGCAGACGAAACUGCAAAGGUCCAAGUCAGGGCCGGGCUCUUCCACGGCACAGAACUGUUGUGCAAGCCGGUGGUGAGCAGUGAGAGCAGCCAGCGCUCGGAUCACACUUGGAGGGAAAGCACACUGGAAUUUGAGAUCUCUGUUUGUGAUCUACCACGUAUGACCCGCCUCUGCUUUGCCAUAUAUGCCGUCAUGGAUAAGGUGAAGAAGCAGAAGUCGACCAAAAACCCACACCUGUAUAAGUACCAGACCAUUCGCAAAGCAGGGAAAGUGCACUUCCCUAUAGCUUGGGUGAACACCAUGGUGUUUGACUACAAAGGCCAUUUAAAGACGGGAGACAUCAACCUCCACUGCUGGUCUUCCUUUCCUGAUGAACUUGAAGAGAUGCUGAACCCCAUAGGAACCGUUCAGACCAACCCGUACACUGAGAACGCCACGGCUCUGUGCAUUCACUUUCCAGAGUAUUCCUCACACCCUGUUGUCUUCCCUCCCUUUGACAAAAUACUGGAAAAAGCUGCAGAGAUUGUAGGAGCAAGUGACUGUUCACCAAUGGGUCGUGGUGGAAAGAAGUUCUACAUCGAACUGAAGGAGAUCAUGGAGCGUGACCCUCUGUCUCAGCUAUGUGAGAACGAGAAGGAUUUGAUAUGGACACUACGCUGUGACUGUCGAGAGAAUUUCCCACAGUCGCUGCCUAAGUUGCUGCUCUCUGUCAAGUGGAGCAAACAUGAGGACAUGGCCCAGCUCCAAGCCCUUCUACAGAUUUGGCCCAAACUGAGUCCCAGAGAUGCUCUGGAGCUCCUGGACUUUAACUACCCAGACCAGUAUGUUAGAGAAUAUGCUGUGGGCUGUUUGCAUGAUAUGAGUGAUGAUGAGCUGUCCCAGUACCUGCUACAGUUAGUGCAGGUGUUGCGGUAUGAACCAUAUUAUGAUUGUGCCCUCACCCAUUUCCUGCUGCGGCGUGCCCACGGAAACCGCAAAAUUGGACACUUUCUCUUCUGGCACUUACGGUCAGAGAUCCACAUGCCAGCGGUUUCGGUCCAGUUUGCACUAAUCCUCGAGGCCUACUGCAGGGGCAGCGUUCCUCAUAUUGAAGUUCUAAAGAAACAGGUGGAUGCUCUGAGUAAACUAAAGUCUGUCAAUGAGCUAAUAAAGCACGGCAACACCAAAAAUGCCCGGAGUAAGACCAAGGAAGCCAUGUUGACAAAAGAAGCCAUGAUGGCCUGCCUGAAACAAAGUGGUUAUUCAGAGACGCUGUCUGACCUGUGCUCUCCUCUUAACCCCAGCGUCAUGCUGUCUGGCAUCAAUGUAGAGAAGUGUCGGUACAUGGACUCUAAGAUGAAGCCCCUGUGGAUUGUUUACAACAACAAGCUGUUGAUGGGAGACACUUUGGGAAUCAUCUUCAAGAACGGUGAUGACCUGAGACAAGACAUGUUAACGCUACAGAUUCUGAGGUUGAUGGAUCUGCUGUGGAAGGAGUCUAAGUUGGACUUCAGAAUCGUGCCAUACGGUUGUCUUGCAACUGGCGACAAAGCAGGGCUGAUUGAGGUCGUUUCAUCGGCGGACACCAUUGCCAACAUCCAGUUGACAAGCAGUAACAUGGCGGCAGCUGCUGCCUUCAACAAGGACGCUUUGCUAAACUGGCUGAAAGAGAGGAACUCUGGUGAUGCUCUUGAGCGUGCCAUCGAGGAGUUCACUCUGUCCUGUGCAGGCUACUGUGUGGCCACCUACGUGCUGGGCAUCGGAGACCGCCACAGUGACAACAUCAUGGUCCGCAGCACUGGACAGCUCUUUCACAUUGACUUCGGUCACAUCCUGGGCAACUUCAAGUCUAAGUUUGGCAUCAAGAGGGAGCGUGUACCUUUCAUACUUACACACGACUUCAUUCACGUCAUUCAGCAGGGCAAGACAGGGAACACAGAGAAGUUCGGCUGCUUUCGUCGGUAUUGUGAGGAGGCCUAUUUAAUCCUGAGAAAUCAUGGGAAUCUCUUCAUCACUCUUUUUGCCCUCAUGUUGACAGCUGGGCUGCCUGAACUCACCUCAGUCAAGGACAUCCAGUACCUGAAGGAUUCCUUAGCUCUUGGUAAAACAGAUGAUGAGGCCUUGAAGCAGUUUCGGCAGAAGUUUGACGAGGCCCUGAGAGAGAGCUGGACUACCAAAGUUAACUGGAUGGCCCACAAUGUAGCCAAAGACAACCGGUCGUAAAACACUGAACUUCUGGUCUGGCCCAAGUACAGAAAUCCAUGGGAUACAGAGACGCAGUCCGUGAAGCGGGAGAUGAAAGGUGAGCAUGGGCUGCUGCCACCUCUAUUCAAAGAAGGGAACCUGGCAGCACAUCCCACUCAUGAGCAAUCAACCCAGUGACCGUGGAGCCUGACUUACUCUAUGAGUACCUUUACCAUUUACUUUGCACCACACUGGCAAGCAGCGCCACUGGAGAAGUCCAACACUGAUGGUCUCGUGACAUUUUUGUGAAACCAUGGUGAGUAAUGUCAUUGCAAAUUUUGCACAGGCUUAUGCGUGACUAGAGCAGGGCUAAAGUAAAGUAAAGUAAUGCAGAGCAGCCACGGCGUCUCUGCAGGAGCUAAUAAAGUACACAUCACGUACGAGUGGUGCCGACAUUAAACUCUAUCUGCACUGGCACAUGGUUUGUUUGAUAACCUGAACUGUUGCUGCUGCAGCGCUAUUAACAGAUGGGUGCAAGUGCAGGGAACAAUGCAAGUAACAACAAAUACUCUAUGUUAUAAAAGUAGAAUGGAACGUUAACCCAGACAACGUGUAACAUGGAUGUCUCGCUGCCUCAAAGUGUGCCUUACUGCUGUAAGAAGAUUGUAAUUGUUGUGUUUCAUUUGCCCUUAUUGAAUGUACCAUUAGCCUUCCUCAUGCCAGACUACUCUCCACUGGACCAAACGGUUUACAAAUGUGGGAUCUUUCUUUUAGAAAUAUUUGUCAAACAACAAUAUAAAUCGGUAAGCAAUAUUUCUUUUUCAAGACAAACAAACCUUCAUUGAAUUGAAGUGUUGGGUCAUUACCAACAACAUGUCGUCAUCCCCAAAAUAAUACACCCUCAGGUGUCACUAGAAUGAAAGCCAGAAGUGUGUCAUCCUGUUGAAGUGUUUGAUCGAUAUUUUCACUGAGAAAUAGAUAUUGUGUUGAACACAUCAGGACCAAAAUAGAAAUGAAAUCAACUUGGUCUCCUUUUCUAAGCUGACAGGUGUGAACGGCUGGUCGUUCUCCAAGAAAGGAUGUCACACUGUAAGCUAUAAACUACAAUUUCACUUACACUUUCCAAAUUCAUAGAUGAAAGACUUCCAGUUUUAUGUUACACAUAGUUUAGAAACAGCAGACCUUGUGUGGUUGCAUCACUUCUGGUCCAUCGACACCAUGAACGUGUACCGUAUCCAACAAUGUUCAAACUAUUGGACAGAUUGACAGAUAUCUGCAGUGAUGAGGGAAAAACGGACGAACAAGUUUAAAGCGUUGUGUCUGGAGAGAAGGAGGCAAAAGGUGACUUUUUUUUUUUUAAAUGACAAAUAAGGACAGACCUGGAAUCACACUGUGCACAUGGUUUUUAUGAAAUCUACGUAUUCCACAUAGAUGACUCGUAUGGAGAAGAUAUAAAUGUGUAUACGUAUCUGCUGAGGGGUUCCCGCUUCUUUGGAAUGGGUCACACAUAAGCACAAAAAUAAUAAAGAUGAGAUUUUACACUAGAUGAGUUAAUGCUGUUCAUUAACCGGAGAAGCGAUACCUGAAAUGUGCUCAAGAAAUUUGUACUGCAUUGAGCUGCGUUGCGGUUUUACCCUUAAUUUCAUUUUCAAUUAUUCGUGAACUGUUUGUCAAAAUCUUGAAUCUUUUUAAAGUGUACUUUUUGUCCAUUUUUGCCAUACAAAUGGCUUGAGCUGACUAACAGGUGUUGACCACUGUGUAGAUGUCUUAAUCGACUACUGAGUUCAUUUUUGUAAUGUAAGACAUUGCCUUAAAUAUUGCUCCUGUACAUUGCUGAAAAGCCUUUGGUGUUCCCACAUUAAUGACAGUAUCCAUGUCCAUCACGUUGUAGCUAUUUAUGUCCCUUUUAAUUGGUAACAAUCUGAUUAUUCUUUACAUCAUGUCAGAUGUGGAGUAGUCUUCAACAACUGACACCUGCACUUGGAUGACCACACCCUGAGGUCCAGCUCACUGCACGACUUCUUGUGUGUUUUUUAUGCAGUGGCAGUCGUUUCAUAAAGGUUCAAGUGAAUUACCAAAAUAAGAGUUUGUUUUUAUUGCGUUUUUAGAAUGUGUAUCAACUUUACCUCAUGCGGGGUCCUGAACAUACAAUGUUUUAUUUUGGUGCAAUAUUGGAGUAUAUAAACCUUAUCUUAUUAUGAUAAUAAAUGUCCAAUGCCUGAGCCUAAA